Messenger RNA from Didymodactylos carnosus, 1554 nucleotides. Lineage: Eukaryota; Metazoa; Rotifera; Eurotatoria; Philodinida; Philodinidae. The record is from the annotation of a GenBank genome assembly.
AUGGGUACAAAUAAUUCAAAAGACUAUGAAUCUGAAGAUGAUUCUCAAACGAACAAUGAUUUAAAUAGUCAAACAUCGAUAUUUUUAAGAAAAAACCAAUCAGUAUCAAAAUUAAUUAAGAAAACAGAUCAUUAUGGUUGGCAAGAAAUUUAUUAUUGUAAUCAUACAGAAUGGCUACAAGGAGUAUAUGAACAAUUUGGCUUUGUUCGUCAUCGAUUUUUAUGUAAUUCUGCAUUACAUAGUAUUUGUGGCCUUGGUUUUUGCUCCGAAGGCAUAUCAAAUAAGAUUUAUCGUCCUCAUCAUAAAACGGAUGCUAAAAGAUUACUAUUUAAACCAUUUCAACGUCAAUUAAAUCAUUUUCAUAAUAAUAAUAAUGUAUCAAAAUCUAAAAAAUUGGCUGAACAUUUUGAAUAUAAUCACGUUCCAGCCAUGAUUAGUUCUCUGCAAAAUUAUUCUGUUCGUGCAAUUAUUAAUGGAGAUAAUAACGUCAUUAUGCUACUUAUUUAUAGUAUUGUGUUAGAUAAAACAAAAUUUAUUAUCGUUGAUUUAAAACAAAAUCGUUAUUUAUGUUCACUGGGUGAUUACAAUGGAUUUCAAGAUGCACAUAAAAUUUAUUCAGCGUGGUCUAAUGAUCGAACAAAAGUCAUUAUACGUAUUCCAUUACAAGUGGGUGAACAACCGAAUCAACAACGAACAAUUUAUGCACUGGAUUUUUAUCAUGUUAUUAAAAAAGAUGGAAAAUUACAUAGACGGGUAUUCUACAUCGAUUCAAUGUCAAAAUUUUCUUAUCAUCCUAAUUAUUGGACAUCUCGACUGGCAAUCUAUGGUUAUUAUGGCAAUUCAACAUUAGGUGUAUAUAACUUCAACACAUCACCCACAUUGAGUAGUACUAAUAAUACAAAUAAUGUUCAAAAUUGGUCAUUCAAAUUAUCAUCGUUGACAAAUAUUGAUAAUGAUAGUGCACGAAAUUAUUUGAGUGUAAUAGAUACAAAUUCAUGGGGAAUAUUAGAAACGACCAAGGAUAAGUUACCAUUGAAUGAUGAUAAUCAACAACGUCAAUUACAAUCGAUUAUUUACACACCCGAUGGUGUUUAUUUAUUGUUAAGUUUUUCUGAUACCCAAUGUCAUUGUCAAACUCUGCAAACAAUACCAUUACGAACAACGUUUGAAAUUUAUAAUAGUGAAACAUUAGAUUAUUUAAAACAAAUAAAUACCAAUAUAUAUACGUGUCCACAUCAUCUUUGUCAUAAUUUAUUAACACCCAUAUUUUCCCCAUGUUCAUCACAAAUGGCAUUGUGUACAACGAAACCAACAUCAUCAAAUAUCCAUUCUCAACAAUCAUCACAAAUUUCUUCACUAAUUUCAGCACAGAUUAUUGUUCAAAUUAUUUUAUUGCCAAAUGAAAUGAAUUUAAAAGCAAUUUGUCGACGAACACUUGUGCGUUAUAUAAAUACCAUCGCCACUAAAGAGAGAGAUAUGAAUUCUAUAACUGAACAAUUGUGUCUCCCAUAUAGAUUACUAAAUUAUGUACGAUACAGACCACAAUACCAGUAA